Galleria mellonella (greater wax moth) is the source of this 2607-nucleotide messenger RNA. RefSeq names its product protein-glucosylgalactosylhydroxylysine glucosidase. The transcript has 14 exons. Bases 203 to 2515 code for a protein of 770 amino acids. Gene Ontology annotation, molecular function: catalytic activity. Gene Ontology annotation, biological process: carbohydrate metabolic process. The record is from RefSeq and is a predicted model, not a curated record. Lineage: Eukaryota; Metazoa; Arthropoda; Insecta; Lepidoptera; Pyralidae.
AGUGUGUCACAUCAGUAGAUAUGUCGGCUGUCGUGUAAUCUGUACGGUGAUUCUGUGAGCUGUGCACGACUGACCGUUGACCAAUGUCCUAGCACUUAACAAAAAAAAACAUACAAAUUAGCAUAAUAUUCUUUAUUUAAAUUUUCUGUGGUGAAAACCAGUUCUAUUUUCAAAAACCAGUGUUAGUGCAGUGCCGGUAUUAAUGUGGUACUUUUUGAAGCGAAACAAACAAGUCGCAGCGAUGUUGGGUGUUUUGGGAAUAGCGGCCGUGGUUGUAAUAAUAUUGUCCACGAGAACAGCGCAUCGAUUAGCUGCUGAUAACGCUUCGGAUGAAACUGAAGAUUUUAGCGAUGAUCCUUACAUUUUUUCUACGCACAAACUACCAUCAGAUGAUCGCUUCAUGCCCUCCAUCGGCAAUGGUCAUAUCGCUACGAACAUAUUUAGUGACACAAUAUACAUGAACGGAUUGUAUAACGGACGAAAAGGCGAGAGUCACCGAGCGAGGAUACCCAGUUGGGCCAACAUACGGUUGAACUCGACGCUAACUCACAUGCCGUACCGUCCAGUCUACAGUUUGGAUACAAGGGAAGCCGCCUUCAAAGUGAGGGUCGACCGAGAUAGAUCGAUCGUCACUCAGAGAAUAUACGCCCAUAGGUUUUACACUAGAGCUAUUGUGAAUCAAAUACAAGUGGUCGCUAAACCACAUGAUCCUAAUUUUAUUCAUCACGAAAUAUGGAUAGCAAUAAAACAGAUAUCUGGACCUAGCAGCGAAGAUAUAGAGUUCCGUACUCCAGUACCGGAGAUCUAUGACGGUCGUACAAUUUGGUCCUCGUGCGGGUCUACCAAGGAUCCCGAAGACCCCUCGUAUCAGCCGUUGCCGGUAGACGUGUGUGCUUAUUGGACAUCAGUGCCUGAUUACCUGGUGGUACCUCAGCAUGGUUCUAAAGUCUUUACGUUUGUUAUGACGGUGGAUAAAAAUAAAACUAUUGCCAGACAGGAAUUUAUUGAAGUAUUACAGCAGGACGGCGAAGAAUUAUAUAAGAAGCACGUGGACCACUGGAAAUCUCUGUACCAUCAGGCUGGUGUCCACAUCGAAGGAAAUCUGCAUUUGUCUAAAAUAGUAAAUGGAAUCUGGUAUUACUAUUUGAGCUCACUGCCGUCCCAGCACACUUAUCACCCGCCAGAGAAGUACUACGGUCUCAGCCCAACAGGCCUAGCGAGAGGGGGUUCACUGCUCGACGACUAUGAAGGACACAACUUCUGGGAUACGGAAUUCUGGAUGUUUCCAUCUAUCUUGCUCCUGUACCCUCGGUAUGCCCAUGACCUGCUCCAGUAUCGACUGGAUAUGGCCUACGUGGCCGCUGAGCUCGCUAAGAUCACCGGCAACAAGGGAUACAGGUUUCCAUGGGAGAGCGCAUACACUGGUACCGAAGUCACGCAACCGUGCUGUCCAGAGGUAGCAGAGUUCGAGCAACACAUAACAGGAUGCAUAUCAUACGCAGCCCGCCAAUACCUGGCCACCACAAGAGACGAGGAAUGGUUAAAGCAAGGAGGCUGUUCCAUCGUGACUCACAUCGCAGACUUCUGGGCUUCACGGGCUGUAAUAAAUUUCAAUACUGGAUUGUACGACAUUGAAAGUGUGAUGGGACCAGACGAGGAUCACAGCAAUGUCACAAACUCUGCUUUUACAAACGUCGUGGCUGGAUACUCACUUUAUUUGGCACAAUACGUGGCGUGUCUUUGUAAAUCGUACUACAUGGCGAAAGAUCCAGACCACUGGGCUGAUAUCGCUUGGAGCUUAGCAUUGCCUUAUGAUGAAACUUUGGAUUAUCACCCACAGUUCUCAGGGUACGAGAGGGGCGAACAAAUCAAACAAGCAGACGUGGUUUUACUAGGGUUUCCAUUGCAAUAUCCCAUGAACAUGUCGACUAGGGUCAACGAUCUGUCAUAUUACGAGUCUGUGACGCGUAGCUCUGGGCCCGCGAUGACGUGGAGCAUGCAUACCAUAGGACACUUGCGUCUGCAGGAUGACAAGAAGGCAAACGAUAUGUUCAACAAAAGUUAUCAAGGCUAUGUUAGAGAACCUUUUAAGGUGUGGAGCGAGCUCCAGCGACCGAAUGUUGGCGCGGUGAACUUUUUCACUGGAAUGGGAGGGUUCCUCCAAACCUUGAUCUUCGGCUAUGCAGGUGUGAGCAUCCAUCUUGAUCGUCUCGAGAUAAAUACACCACAACUACCACCGAAUACUACGAACUUCAAGAUUAGAGGUAUAAAGUACUUGGGCGCUAAUUUAACAUUGAGUAUAUCGGAGACUAGUAGUACGUUGGUCGUGGAGUCACUCGACGACGAGUGGCCUCUAACAAUGAAUGACGGAAAGUACAACAUCACGCUGGUCCCGGGAAUGUCAGUAACAUUAUCAGGUAGCGGUCCAUUCAAGAUUCAUUCUACAUCGUGGAAGGAAUGCAAACUGCCCGAGGACACUAUUGGACACAAUUACCUUAGACCUAAUAAAUUAUAGCAUUAGAGGUACCUACUUGACUUUAAGUUAAUAAUGACGUAGAUGAUGUCCCUAUCAGUGUUCAAAUAUUAUUAAAUUAAUAAAUUAUGCAA